AUGGCUCAGAAUUGCUCUCGGAAUGGAAGGGAGAUUAGUGCUGCAACAGCAAGUGGCACCAAGCUGAAAGGGGACCACGUUGAAUCAGAAGACAACAUUGAUUCGGACGAUGGACUUGACGAGUUAGAUGAGGAUGGUGCCAAAUCAGAUGAUGACUGCACCAAGUCCGAGAAUGACGACUCGGACGACAAUUCCGAGGGUGUGGGUGGCCGCUGGAACCGGAGAACAUCUCAACAGACACGAAAGAAUGGGACGAAAAGGCUUCGCUUCCUUGUGACCCCUAACGAUAACUACACUGGCGAUCCUGUUACCGAUGAAGACAUUAACCGGAACUCUACGCGUCAUCCUCGUGCCCGUUAUUACGACAAUCAUACAAGUGAAGAUGAGACUGAAGAUGCCUCGAUGUCCAUUGCUCAAGCUAAAGCUCGUGCCCUUCCGAAGAAAACCGCACCUUUGGACGAGGAGAAUGAGGUGGAGACCAGUAGAAAACACCCUCGGGGGCUGCAUGACCAAUCGAAUAGUAAUCGGACUGGCACCAAACCAGGCAUUCCUCACAGCCGUCACCCAGAGGACAGAGCUAGACGCACGAGCCUGAGAAACUCGGGUCAGAAAGGAGCCAAUGUCGAACAGCGCAGAAGUAGACACACGAGCCUGAGGGGCGAGGGUCAGAAUGCUAGCGACGAUCAGGGAAAAAGUAGACGUGCGAGCCUGAGGAGCUCGGCUCAGAAAGGAAAUCAUAUCCGUCACUUCCUUUCCCAUCUCAAACUUUUUGGUAAAUGUAAUAUAAUCACCAUGCUUGCCGAGUUCUCAAUCAGACAGCAUAGCGUUUCCAAAGAUAUGCGAUUAAGUCUCAAAGUGGAGCAGGAUUGGUCCCACCACUAA
Molecule: messenger RNA, 882 nt
Organism: Cantharellus anzutake
Lineage: Eukaryota; Fungi; Basidiomycota; Agaricomycetes; Cantharellales; Hydnaceae
Exons: 7
Coding region: 1-882 (293 amino acids)
Source: RefSeq, a predicted model, not a curated record